Molecule: messenger RNA, 457 nt
Organism: Gigantopelta aegis
Lineage: Eukaryota; Metazoa; Mollusca; Gastropoda; Neomphalida; Peltospiridae
Product: serine protease inhibitor Cvsi-2-like
Exons: 3
Coding region: 52-390 (112 amino acids)
Source: RefSeq, a predicted model, not a curated record
UGCACUUACAGAACAACACAUUAGUUCCAGACAUUGUACAACGUUUUCACCAUGCGACAAUUCCUUUGGUUCAUGUGCAUAGUAUAUUUAGUAUAUACGUCAAUCAGAGAUGUUUACGGCGAAAACUGUAACACAGUAAACGACUGCACCGUUACGGCGUGUUCCAGUGGCGGAACGUUAAUGUGCACACAUGAGGGGAAGUGCACGUGCGGAGUCCAGUGCAGGAACGGAACUAGUUACACUCACGCAUGCGGUAAUGACCCAAAAAUUCCGGACAGCGCCGAAUGCCAAAUAUGGUACGAGUUCGAAGCCGACCAUUCGUGCGAGUGCCAGGACGGCCAUUUGCAUUGCAUUGAUAGUCUUUGUCACUGUGGAUUUCCUCCUAAUUAAUGAGAGAUCCACUUGUUUUCAGGAUCCGUUACAAAUUAACCAGAUACGAAUAAAGGUUUCGUCAUGA